UGCGGAAGUGUGUGCACGAGUCUCACAGCGGUUACCAGUGUGGAGUUGUUUGUUUUGAGUGAAGGUCUCUGAUCGUUCUAAACUAACGGUGAUGCAGUGAUAUCCUGUCAGUGAGUUUUAUUAGAAGAAUACGUCGCUCGGUCCGUUUCUGAUGUUGUGUCCUGUCCCACACCGGACUACAUGAACCUCCUCUGCGGUGACUCCUAACAGCAGAACCCGGUGCCCGUGAGCAUGGCCCGGCCUCUGCAGGUUCUCUCCCUGCUCGCCAGGCUCGCUGCUCGGCCACUGACUCCCACUAACAGGUUCUCCAGCAGAGGAGUCGCUCCAUGGAUCGGACAGAGCCAUGUGCGAAGAGGCAGAGCUGCAGGACACCGCCAGGACAUGUCCGAGGAGGAGGGUGGAGGACAUCCAGAAGAUGUGGAGGACGUGGAGGACAAGCUCCAGACCUUGAUGGAUGAAGGCAAGAAGAGGCAGAGGACAGUGAAGUAUCACAUACUGAGGAGGCAGAUGACUCCACUCGGAGCUCCACAGAGAAAGCUGACCUGGGUGGCUAUUGAGCAGAUCAGAUACCUGAAGCAAGAGCAGCCAGAGGAGUGGACAGUAGAGCGUCUAGCUGAGGGCUUCUCUGUCACCCCGGAUGUCAUCCUGAGGGUCCUAAGGAACAAGUUUGUUCCUGCGCCUGAAAGAAAGGCUAAGCAAGACACUAAAGUGAUGGCUGCAUUGAGUCAGUCGGUGCUGCCUUCAGGUGCAGGGCAGGAGAGACUGAAGCUGCCGGGAAACAAGGCAGCGGCCAUACUCCCAUCGGGAAGCAGAGAAGGUGCUUUAAUCUCUGUAGCAGACACGAUGAUGAUCUCUGGAGGCCUGGCCAAGACUCGAGCCUCAGUUACUGUUCUGCCCACCAGACUCCAAGCUGGUAUCAGGAAAGAUGCCAUAGAGACAAGCUCAACAGAGGAGGACCGGCCCAGCAGCACUAAUCCAACAGAGGAGGACACAGAGGAAGAGGAGAGCUGGGACGGCUGGGUUUUGACAGAUGAACAGCUGGAAGAGUUUAUGGAGAUGGAGAAGCCAUCUCCUGUGGCGCAAGUUGGGAAUGAUUUCUUUGAUGCAGAGGGAAACUUUCUGUAUAGAAUAUGAGGACUUCCUGUUGAACCUUUGGGUGUCGUCAUUGCAAUAUUAUAUUUCAAUAAUAAAUAAUCAAGUCAGCGACUUCAUGAAUAGAUCUCUACUGUGCAGGAAAGAUAAAAGUCUAAUUAAUUAUUACUUCUCUGUUCAAAAGUCAUAUUGAUAAAUAUCUUUCUUUCAUUCAUUUAUUGGGAAAUUAAGAUACCAAGACAUGGGGGAAGAAGAAAUACAGAGCUGAGAAACAUCUCAAUACAAAAAUUAAAUCUGAACAUAAAAUAAAGUCUGAGUGGAAACACAGCUGGAGGAAAUCCUGCAUCCCACGAAACAAUGGGUUUUGACUGACUGUAGUACUGAUGUUUAUGAGUGUGUGCAAUUUUGUGUAGAGUCAAAUAAAAAUCCAGAUCUAGUGUAUUUAAUCGUGGUUUCACAAGAUGACUGUUGAGCCUCGGUGGAGGUAAAGAGUGUCAGUCUAUUUGUUAUUGCUGUAAGAAGGAAAUAAUAUUCAACAAAGUAGAGGAACAUAAGAAUUUAUUGGCAACCCCAAAUGAAAUUGCCUCAAAUAUACAGAAGAGAGAAACAUAGCAGAUACAAAGAUGAAAUCUUGUAUAUUUACAGAACCUUCACUAUGACUUAUUUAUUUAUACAGUAGUUCUAUACUGCAAGAAAAAGUCUGUUACCCUCCCUCGAUGCAAUAAAACCUCAUUAAAGAGCUCGGCAAGUCUCUCCCAGUGUACAGUCUACAGCAGAUGAGUAAUGACCCUGUAUUCACACCCUUUAUUUGAGUUGACUCACAAUCAGAACAUCAGUCUCACACAAUGAAAUGAGAGAUAGUAACCAGGUUAACUGCCGCGUUCUUUACAGAGCUCUGGAUUAAAAAAUAGUAUUGAUUGUUAUCAUGCAGUUCAAUAGGAGCCCAUAUGAAACAUAUGUUCUUUCUGCUCAAGUGCAGCAAAGAGGAGUCACUGACAUACUGGAUGCAACUGGUUACACAUUAGUUGAUAUAAAUAGUUAUCAGUAAACAGAUGCCGGCCUCACAUUAGAGGGGCCUCACAUCAGACCCUCACACCCAGGCACUUGCAUACCUGCAUCAAGUUUACUGCACUCUGAACCUGCACCUCACAAAUAAAUAAAAACCUGCCACACAUUGAAAACAAGACAGACAAAUGAUUGUGCAAGUAAUAUUAAAAAGCAGGAUAAAAACAAAACCUGUAAGAAGACAUGAUAGGACGGAUCUGUUGCGAGGUCAAUCACGUUUAGCUUCACGAUGACAGUAGUUUCGAGAUGAUUAAAUAGAAAAUAAAACAGUAGUAAGCAGUAAAAUAUACGCAAAUGAGACUUUGAAUAACCCUGUCAUUUUAGAGAAUUUGCUCCACCUCAGAUGCAAAUAUAUAAAAAGAAACAAUUCUCACGUGGUGUUGCAGCAUAAAGCAAUAAGCUACAAUGUUUAUCUUCCUAUACAACAUUUACAUUAUUGAACCGUCUCCCGCACACACAGACAUUGCCUCUGUGUUACUAUCACCAAAUUAUACUGAUGUAUUGGGUUUUAUGAAUGCGUUGUAAAAAAUAUUGGUUGACAUUUAAUAUCAAACUAUAAUCAUUUUCUUUUUCAUUUGCCAUGUGAGUUCAAAAGUUAGUAGAAAAA
Molecule: messenger RNA, 2764 nt
Organism: Pleuronectes platessa (European plaice)
Lineage: Eukaryota; Metazoa; Chordata; Actinopteri; Pleuronectiformes; Pleuronectidae
Gene: ngrn
Product: neugrin, neurite outgrowth associated
Exons: 3
Coding region: 232-1134 (300 amino acids)
Cellular component (GO): nucleus
Source: RefSeq, a predicted model, not a curated record